GAGUCGCGCGCACACAUGUACAGUGGGACUGUGGGAGUCCGUCCGAGUAUUUAAACCCAAGCAUCCAAGCCCCGACUCCCGCACACCACAACGCCCGCCUCCAACCGCGCUUUAAUGCGCGCGUUUCCUCUUCCGCGAUAAACCCGGCGGCUGCCUGAUCAGCCAUCACUCCGUUACCCCUCUCUUCUCACAAAAAGGCAUCUGCUUGCUUGCUCCGACUAGCCGGGGAGCUAGCGCGCGGGCGAUCGAGCAAUGCACAUCGCGACCUGCGUGUGGCAAGAGAAGGCGGCGCCGGCCGGCGGCAUGGGGGGAGCUCGAGUUGCUGGUGGAGGUGGUGGCGGCGAGUGGGGUGCGAGGGCCGCGGCGGCGGCGGCGCUGGGCGUUGCCGGGCGCGCGCUCAACUGCGCGGUGAGCUUCGUGGUGUUCUCGGCGCUGGACGUGCUGGACGUGGUGCUGUGCCUGGCGUACAAGCUGGCGGACUACGCGGCGGAGGCGGAGUGGAGGCCGUGCUACUGCUCCGCGGCGGCGGACCCGCGCGUGGCGCAGCAGCUGCCCCCCAAGCCCAAGGUGGUGCGGCUGUCGGCGGCGUCGCCCGCCAGGUUGCACUUGCAGCUGGAGGACGUGUCGGACACGCUGUACGCGCGGCCGUCGCUGCUGGCCGACGCCACCCGAGCCGGCGGCGACGGCGUCGCCCCUGCGCUCACCGUGAGCCCCGCCGCCAUCGCGGCACUGAUCCGCGAGAAGACGGACCGCGCGCCGCGGCAGGCGCCGUGCUGGUCUGACUGCGACUGCAAGGUGUGCCACGCCUGGAGCGGGACGUCCCCCGCGUCGUUGUCCCACCUCUACGUGCACGUCCAGGCGCCGCCGGCGAUGCCGAUGGCAGUGGAGACGGAGGACGUGGUGUUCAUCCACGGCUUCAUCUCGUCGUCCGCGUUCUGGACGGAGACGGUGUUCCCGGCCUUCAGCCCCGCCGCGCGGUCCCGGUAUCGGAUGUUCGCCGUGGACCUGCUGGGGUUCGGGCGCAGCCCCAAGCCGGCCGAAUCGCUGUACACGCUGCGCGAGCACGUGGAGAUGAUCGAGCGCUCCGUGCUGCGGCGCUACCGCCUCGGCUCCUUCCACGUGGUGGCGCACUCGCUCGGCUCCGUCCUCGCGCUCGCCCUCGCCGUCAAGUACCCCGCCGCCGUCAAGUCGCUCACCCUCCUCGCUCCGCCAUACUUCCCGGUGCCGGAGUCGGAGGCCGAGUCGGCGGCGCAGUACGUGAUGCGGCGCGUGGCGCCGCGGCGGGUGUGGCCACCGAUCGCGUUCGGGGCGUCCGUGGCGUGCUGGUACGAGCACGUGAGCCGCACCAUAUGCCUCGCCAUCUGCCGGCACCACCGCGUCUGGGACCGCCUCUUCAGGAUCGUCACCAGGAACAGGGUGCGCUCGUUCCUGAUCGAGGCGUUCAUGUGCCACACGCACAACGCGGCGUGGCACACGCUGCACAACGUCGUGUGCGGCGGCGCGGGGCGGAUGGGAGCGUACCUGGACGCGGUGGACCGCCGCCUCUCCUGCAAGGUGGCGCUCUUCCACGGCCGCGACGACGAGCUGGUCCCCGUCGGCUGCACGUUGGCGGCGGGGGCCAGGGUGCGCCGCGCGCGCGUCACCGUCUACGAGCGCAAGGACCACAUCACCAUCGUCGUCGGGCAGGAGCGCCUCUUCGCUGCCGAGCUCGAGGCCAUCUGGAGCGCCGACCAAUAGCCUCAGUCGUAUCGUAUCUUGUCACCAACUGUAACAUACAUAUGGAGAGACGUCGCCAUCAAAGUAGUGAAAUGGACUACUGUGACAGCCACAUUUCGCAUAUGUAUAGUAUAUAUAUAUAUAUAUAUAUAUAGAGAGAGAGAGCAUGCAUAUGGCGGUGUUUAAUGCAUGGCGAGGAAGGGACUAAUUAUCCCGUCUCUCAUCAAUACCACACCGAGCUCGCUCUCUCUCCGUUCAUGCUUUAAUUUGUUCUACCUUUUAUUAUCUUAGAUAUUAAUACUAUUCUAUUUAUUUUUC
Molecule: messenger RNA, 2034 nt
Organism: Zea mays
Lineage: Eukaryota; Viridiplantae; Streptophyta; Magnoliopsida; Poales; Poaceae
Product: alpha/beta-Hydrolases superfamily protein
Exons: 2
Coding region: 253-1737 (494 amino acids)
Source: RefSeq, a predicted model, not a curated record